AUGGGCAAGCCGGAAGUCAAAGCCAAGGCCAAGGCCGCAAGCGACUUCGAAAAGAUAAUCCACGAAGGCCGCGAGCGCAAGCGCAAUGAACAACUCGCAGCAAGCAUCUUCUCCAAAUCCCGCAGAAAGAGCGCGCCCUCCGCGCAACAAAAGAUGGGCGCAGGUCCCUCCCUAGCUAGCCGCGUCGGUGUCAAGAAGCGCGUCGCCUCCACCUCCUCCCGCAUACCCCCGGGCAACGUCAACGGCGAAUGGACCCACGACCUCCACACGACCGUAAACCCCCCCAACGCCCUCGCCUCGCGCAUCUCCAACCCCUCCACCAAACGAACGGCCAAACUCGCCUCAGCCCUGCAGCGCGUCGACGCCUCGCAGGCCAACGUCCUCCUCAAUGCCCCCAAAGGGCCCUCCGGCAAGAAGAGACAACCGCAACAACAGCAACAAAAGAAGAGCGGUGGCAGUCCGGCGCCGGAGAUUUCGAUAAGGGGACUCGCGGGGCCGUUUUCCGUGCUGGCGCAAAACUUUGCGCCAGGGACUUCGGCGGCCGAUAUUGAGAGCGCCAUGACGCCCGUGGGUGGGGAGAUGUUGGUCUGUAAAGUUUUGAAGACGCAGCCUAUUAUGCUUGUAGAGAUGGUGUUUCAUUCGAGGGAGGCGGGCGAGAAGGUCAUCGAGAAGUUUAACGAUCAGCUGGCCGACGGCAGAAUCAUCAAGGUAUACGCCAACCCGCGCGGCUACGCCUCCGAAACCUCAGACUCCCCCCGCCACGGCGCCACGAGCGGAUCCGUGCACGUCGUCGACGGCAAGAUGGGCUUCCCCGAAUCCGGAAACGGAUCGUCCAGCUCGAGACCCGACCUCAUCCUGAAUAACGGCAACGGCGGCGGUAAGCUCUACAGCGAUAGCAUGGUGGGGUCAUCGAGGAGGGGUAGGGGGAGGAGGUGA
Molecule: messenger RNA, 936 nt
Organism: Scedosporium apiospermum
Lineage: Eukaryota; Fungi; Ascomycota; Sordariomycetes; Microascales; Microascaceae
Exons: 4
Coding region: 1-936 (311 amino acids)
Molecular function (GO): nucleic acid binding
Source: RefSeq, a predicted model, not a curated record